Messenger RNA from Rhododendron vialii, 2158 nucleotides. RefSeq lists its product as uncharacterized. The record is from RefSeq and is a predicted model, not a curated record. The transcript has 2 exons. Bases 21 to 2135 code for a protein of 704 amino acids. NCBI's taxonomy places the organism in Eukaryota, Viridiplantae, Streptophyta, Magnoliopsida, Ericales, Ericaceae.
UCAACACAGGCUUUUGAUACAUGGAAGAGAGAAGGCCUCGUCAUUCCCCGCCGCCGCCGCGAGGGCCAUAUCCAUGGCUCGUGUUUGAUCACGGCAGAGGCCUCAGAAACCAGACUUUCUACUCCAUAUCACACCCACCCUCCAACCAAAACAACAACUCCUCUGUUCGGUCUGUUCCAGAAUUACGCAACAACUACGUUCACAAUUCGUGUCACGGCUGGCUGAUUCUAUCCGACGAAGAUGACCAGUUCUCCCUCUUCAACCCCGUCACCCUGGAGUCCAUCCUUCUACCGCCUCACGACGAACUAGACCCGAAAACUGAUAUCAACGCCUGUGCUUUGUCGUCCCCUCCGGCCGAUCCAAGCUGCACGCUCUUUUUAUUCGACGGCGGUCUACGCAGAAUACUCUACUGUCGUCUUGAAAACCAAGUUUGGUUUGAGAAAAGAUACGGUAAAGUGAUCGAGGCCAUAGCCGAAAGUAGUGCUGGCCGCAAAAAUUAUCUUCGCAGUCCUGUUAGUUGCAACGGCAAAUUAUACGCCGAAACAUAUUAUGGAGGCGAGCUCGUAUCAAUUGACACAACCGAACAAAGUACUAGCGAUCUUUUCAUAAGACCGUUGGGGACUAGACUACCUUCAGAUUACGAGCCGCUUUCACAAUGGGCUCAACUGGUCUUGGUCGAAUCUGGUGGGGAACUUUUCACCAUAGCUACCCUAGGUGGGGGAAGAUUACUCAGGCAAGUUGUUGGUAUCCAGAUUUUCAAAUUGGACUGGGCUUCUGUGACUUGGGAGAGAGUGGACAACGCCAAAGACCGAGCAUUUUUCUUGUGCAACCGUUAUGCGAUUUCGUGCCCUGCUACCGACCAGGAUCAAGUAAGAGGGAAUUGUGUGUAUUUCCCUGGAUACACAGAUAGAGACUUGUGCAUGUACGACAUUGCUGAUGGAAGUAUUUCACUACUUUUGCCUUGUCUAAAUUUAUCGACACCAUGGGAGUCACCUUUUUGGGUUUUGCCUGAUUUGAGGUUACCAAACUUGAAUAUAGAAGCUCUUGCCAUAACUGGAAAUAAAGAGCAAAAGGAGGAGGAGGAGGAGGAGGAGGAAGAAGAAGAAGCAGACGAGAAAGAUGAAGAGAGCGAAGAGGGAGCAGAAACAGAAGAAAAUGAGAAGACUGAAGCAAAAGAGGGACUAGACCGGCGCCAUCAUCCUCUAUCAUCUCCAUGGCUUAUGAAUUUUGAGAAAAACAACGGUGUUUGCAGCUUUGUUGACCCAAGUGGCGGAGAUAGAUACCUCGUUCGGAUCCCCAAAUCGCUGCAAGAUUCUAUCCUCUGCCAUUGCAGUGAUGGUUGGUUACUGUUGUGUCAACACUUGCCAACAACUGAUUUUCCAGAAGAAGGAUUCCAACAUUGCUUAACCUUUUUCAACCCUUUUACCAAGGAAAUUGUAACACAUCCGGCCUUGCUUCGUCUAGGCCUGAUGUGUGGCUUAACACGCUUUGGCUUCUCAUCCGUGCCAUCUUCUUCCGAUUGUGUUGUCGUUGCGGCCACGUUUUGUUACACCAGUGUUGGCAUAUACACCAGUCGUGCAAGGGAGGAGGAAUGGAGUUACAAUGUGGUGGAAUACGCUCCAGUUUUCCAACCAAGUUUCAGCAGUCCGAUUUUCACCAACAACGCCUUUUACUUCAUGGGCGAGAGUGGAAAUCUUGGAGUUCUGAGACUAGAGGGAGGUGCUGGCUGCGAUUGGGAAGUUCUAGCGAACACCAAAACGCCUUGCGACUCUUUCGACCGCAACUUCUUGGCCGGGUGUGACGGAGAGCUUCUCUCGAUUUUCGUCGGUGUCAUGGGAAAAUGGGUGCAGGUUUUCAAGUUGAACCCUUCUACAAUGAGCUGGGAGAGAGUUGAGAGUGUGGGAAACCAUACGUUGUACAUCAGCGCUUUAUCGGCUCUCUCGGCGGAGGCAAAAGCCCCUAAAAUGGAGGAAAAAAUCUUCUUUUCCAGAUUUUAUGGGCAGGGCGUUGCUGCUUAUUCUCUUAGCACAGGAAUGCACCACUACUCUUCAGGGAGUGAAGAAGGCUCACUGAAGGAUUACUAUGGUACAAGGGAGCAACUUUCUAGUGGUUGGAUUGUGCCAAGGUGGCUCUAGGUUUUUUUUUUUUUUGAAAGGCU